AUGGGCCGUCUGGUGGUGGGGGCGCGAGGCAGCGCCAAAGGCGGCGCCAUGUCUGCAGACCUGGAGGACGUGCGGCACCUGCUGUGGGGGCGUUCCGGAGGCAAGGAUCCCGUCUUCCGCUCCUGGUCACAGGGCUUCUCGUUCAGCCCGCACGAGCCGACGGCGCUGGUGCAGCUGGAGGGCGGGCCGUGCGCCGUGCUGGCCGCGGUGCAAGCGUUCAUCCUCCGCUCCAUCCUCUGCCAGCGAGACUCACUCGACUGGCGGCGCGUCGACCCUGACAGGGUGGACCAGCUGCUCAUCGACGCCGUUACGCACAUCGUCUGCCAGGCGGUGGACGACCUGUCGGAUCGCGCGUACGUCCUGGUGGAGCUGCCGACGCAAGGGGAGGGGAUAGAGGCGUACGUGGGCCCCGACUUCUUCCACGAGGAGCUGCGGGUGCUGCCCCUGGAGACGCGCGCAGAGGUGCGUCACUUCUUCGCGACGCACGUGUCGGCUCUGCGCGGCACUUAUGGCGUGCUGUUGCUGCUCUACUCGCUGCUCGCCUCCCGGGGGCCCGCCAACCUCCUGCUCGAGAUGUCUCCACAACGGAGCAAAGCCAGCAUUAUUGGUUUAAAUGAUGCAUGUAGGGAAGAGUUGUCCUUAUACCCUAUUUGA
This is a messenger RNA of Schistocerca cancellata (South American locust), 654 nucleotides long. RefSeq names its product ubiquitin carboxyl-terminal hydrolase MINDY-3-like. The transcript has 4 exons. Gene Ontology annotation, molecular function: cysteine-type deubiquitinase activity; K48-linked deubiquitinase activity. Gene Ontology annotation, biological process: protein K48-linked deubiquitination. The record is from RefSeq and is a predicted model, not a curated record. Bases 1 to 654 code for a protein of 217 amino acids. NCBI's taxonomy places the organism in Eukaryota, Metazoa, Arthropoda, Insecta, Orthoptera, Acrididae.